Molecule: messenger RNA, 1286 nt
Organism: Tribolium madens (black flour beetle)
Lineage: Eukaryota; Metazoa; Arthropoda; Insecta; Coleoptera; Tenebrionidae
Product: cathepsin B-like
Exons: 4
Coding region: 205-1209 (334 amino acids)
Biological process (GO): regulation of catalytic activity
Cellular component (GO): lysosome
Molecular function (GO): cysteine-type endopeptidase activity
Source: RefSeq, a predicted model, not a curated record
AAAACAGUAAUUUGUUAUUGUUACUAAUUUGUUUAAUAAAUGAAUACAGCAAUCUUGUGAUUCGUGUGAAUAAUAAAGAUAAAUACAUGCAAACAAACUCAUAAUUCUGGAAAUCGGCUUCAGUUGAUAAACGGUUGUAAACAGACAAACAAAUAAAUAGAAUCAAUAGUUACAGGAAAGACUUUCUAGUCAGUCUAAAUUAAAAUGAGGAUUCUACUAAAUCUCACCAUAAUUUGCGCAGCAGCAUCUUUAACACUUGCCGUGAACCCAUUAUCUAAAGAAUUUAUUCAACAAAUUAAUGAAAAACAGUCCACCUGGAAAGCUGGUCACAACUUUGCCGAAAAUGUCCCCAUGUCGUAUAUCCGUCGCCUCAUGGGUGUUCCACCCAACAGCAAAUACCACAUGCCUACGGUCAAAAGACACCUUUUAGACACCACGGAAAUUCCCGAUGAUUUCGAUGCACGCAAGCAAUGGCCCAAUUGUCCAACAAUCCGCGAGAUCAGAGAUCAAGGGUCAUGCGGGUCAUGUUGGGCUUUUGGAGCCGUGGAGGCAAUGUCUGAUCGCGUAUGCAUUCACUCAAAAGGCGCUGUUAAUGUGAGGCUCUCAGCUGAUGAUUUGGUAUCAUGCUGCUACUCUUGUGGGAUGGGGUGCAAUGGGGGCUUCCCAGGAGCCGCUUGGCAUUACUGGGUGAAUAAGGGAAUCGUCUCGGGGGGCAGUUUUGGCUCAAAUCAGGGCUGCAGACCCUAUGAAAUUGCCCCUUGUGAGCACCAUGUGAACGGCACACGGCCCCCAUGCACCGGCGAUGAUAACAAGACGCCAUCUUGUAAACAAGAGUGCGAAAAGGGGUACAAUGUCCCUUAUAACAAAGACAAGAAUUUUGGCAAAGAGGCCUAUUCUAUUGCUAGCGAAGUUCAGCAAAUUCAGAAGGAAAUCAUGACUAAUGGUCCUGUAGAAGGCGCGUUUGAAGUGUAUGAAGAUUUACUCAAUUAUAAAAAAGGAGUGUAUCAGCAUGUUAAAGGAGAAGCUUUAGGAGGUCACGCAAUCAGGAUUUUGGGGUGGGGUACAGAAAAGGGCACUCCUUAUUGGCUGAUUGCUAAUUCCUGGAACUCAGAUUGGGGAGAUAACGGAACUUUCAAGAUACUAAGGGGAGAAGACCACUGUGGUAUUGAGAGUUCUAUUGUAGCUGGCAUUCCCAAAGAUUCAAGUUAAAAUGUUCCUUUUUUGUUAAUUGUAAUGUGAUUAAGCACCAAAGGUUGAUAUUUACACAAAUAAAUGUAAACAAAUUA